This is a messenger RNA of Wyeomyia smithii (pitcher-plant mosquito), 5151 nucleotides long. It is a transcript of the gene armi, whose product is annotated as probable RNA helicase armi. The transcript is spliced from 6 exons. Gene Ontology annotation, molecular function: helicase activity. The record is from RefSeq and is a predicted model, not a curated record. NCBI's taxonomy places the organism in Eukaryota, Metazoa, Arthropoda, Insecta, Diptera, Culicidae. Bases 1562 to 5068 code for a protein of 1168 amino acids.
AGAAGGAAGGAAAAUUUUUUGCUUUUGUUUUCACUCAAUAAUUGACAGUUUUUUUUGCGAUUGCAAUCGAAUACUAAAAUCUUUUUCAACUUCACUCUUCGCAGCAAAGUCGAUUGAAUGCGCAUAAUGCGGAUCGGCCGUGCGAAUGUUGUGCGUAUAGAAAAUAAAAGUAGUUUUUGAAGUGUUUAAAUUACAAACUUUCUUGUAUUUGGUUAGUUAAUAGCAACGCUUCAGUAUUUUUGCAUAUUCAGCAUUUUCUUAAGCAUCGCCUCGUGGAAUUAUGUCUAGCAGUGAACUGACUCCGAAGGAAUCUCUGCAUUUUCUAAGAAUUCCUCCCAAAACGACCACAAAAUUGUAACCAUCGCUUGUCAGCGUAUUUAAAGAAAAAAAUAUGAAAACAUCCCCAUUCGUGUUCACUAAGAUUCCUUUCCAUCACGGAAGACGUUGCGUGAUUUCUACUUUUAUACUAUUGAGCUGGUAAGAUCUGUCUAGUUUAUUAUUGAAAACCAGUAAGUGGUAAGAUUAGCUUGUAAGGGUUUGGAAUAAACAGCUUCAAUUUAAUGCAAUUCAUUUUGAUGUGCAACAAACGUAUAGGAUAUUGCACAAAUUCGCAUAGUAUGUCUUUGGUUAUUAAACUUCAACGCCAAUAAACUUUGCAUAGUAUUCUCUUUUCUAUGAUAAAUUUCUCAUACAAUAUUUUUGUUCUCUUAAGUUGAACGUCGACGCCGUUUCAACAUAAAUGAUAAAAUCAAAGAACUUGGCACUUUACUACCGCGUAACAUUGAGGGAUCCAGCAGUGACAUAAGCGGAAAGGAUGGUCGCGUUAACAAAGGAACGAUACUAAAGGGAACUGUUGAUUACGUCAAAGAGUUGAAGCAAGAGGUUAGCGCCCUGAAACGGAACGGUGACUUGCUGGUAGCGAUAAAAAAUGAAAAUGUUAUCCUGCAGCACAAACUGGCGGUAAACUAGGUUUUCUUUUCAUUAAUCUAUAAGUUAAUAUAAUUCGCUGGGUCCCAUUGAUUUCUACCAAACGUUUGAGAAGAUUCUACCAAUUUACAGUAUUUCAUUGUUAUAUUUUAAACCUAAUUGAAAUUUUAAGAUUUUCAGCAUUUCUGAAUGUAAGUAGUUGUUCCAAUGAUUUUUCUCUGAACAAUAAAUAAUCGUCCUUCCCUUUAGUUUACCUCUUCUAUUCCGACAGAAUGGUCAUUGGGAGGAAUUCUAGGAAAAAUAACCAACGUUUUUGCCAAUGGUCUAUUUUAGCCAAACAUCGACCAACAGCCGUCAUCAAACAAACAAGGCAUUGUGCGGGUUAAGUUUUACCUUUAUGUGGAAAUGUGCGAAAAUAACCUGCAACUAGAGAACCAUGUCAAACGAUUGCAAAACCUUCGCAAGGAAUUAAACUACAUUAAGGAAACAGAUUGGCAGUACGAAAGUAUGGAUAAAUUUUUAGGUCAAAACUAAUUUCAAAUAGUGCGACGAAAACAAUAUAUGUUGGUCCAUUGAUAGUGAUUCAUUGAUUGUCAACAGUGCAUUAAGUACUAGUGCGAAAUACCCGGUGAAAAUGUUUCGAUUAGUAGGGAAGCUUGUAUUAGAUUUAGUCACUACUAUUGGUGGCUCAAAGGAGUCGAAGGAAGAGCAAAUCAAACGAUUAGAAGCACAAUUAGAAGAUGACGACAAGGACGACGAAACAGAGAGGAAGUGUUUGGAGAUCGACCAGAAGAAGGAGGCAACAAACUGUUUUCAACAGACAGGAAAUGUCACAAAAAUUGAAGCCAACUGUAUUAUCAUAGAUGGAACCUUGUAUGUGGAUAAAAAGGUAUUGGAGACAUGUCCUUUUCAGCACCAGCUGGAAUUAGGUUCUCGUGUAUCCUACCUAGCUUAUAGAACAACCGAUGACGAACAGACAAAAGUAAUCAAACUUGAAUCUCUGCUCAGUGAAAUUUGGGGAAAUGACAAGGACAGUCUACAAACGCCAGCCGAAGAGGUCGAACUGGUGCACGAGAUAGAUCCUACGUACUUCAACUUUAAUCAGCGUAGCGAGCAGGGAACGGUUACUGCAAAGCGUCGUGGACUACUGACUGUUGAAACCGACCAGGGAGAGUACUCUGUUGACAUGGAUAAUUUAACUAUGACAUUCAUUCCGGAAGUUGGUGAUUACGUCGUGCUGGAUUGUAUGGUGCAAAUUGAUGAAACCUAUUUUGACACCCGUGGUAACAUUCUUGAAGUACGUGGAAUUGCACCUACCCGACUAGUUCAAGGAACCGGUUUUGUAACUAAAGCAGAUAACGAAGGAGGUGAAAUAAGAAGCGAUGAUGGUGUUUACACCUAUCUUGCUGAUAUUUGUGAAUCCGGCCAGCAACCAAACCAGGGCGAUAAAGUUGUUUUCGAAGCAGUAGAAAAUGCAGAACUAAGCUACCGAUGCACUAAGAUACUGAUCGAAGUUGCUGCAGUUCGCCAAGUUGAAACAAGUAAAGAGGAAACGAAGUCAAAAUUCGACGAUGAUUUUUUUGACAACAAGCGAGGUAUUAAAAUUACUGAUGAUAUUGUCGUAAAAUUGAAAGAGCUCAAUGAAUCCCAACAAUUUGACGUGCUAAUUAGUAACGAGAGCGAUCGACCUCAUAAAAUCCUGCGUUCUUUAUUUAUGUCAAACAAACAGACCUCUCAACUGCGAUUGUUGCACCCAAAGCUGAUGGAUAUAAUCGCUCUCAGACCGGGUGAUACGGCUAAGUAUUCGUUUGAAAUUACUAGCAGCAAUUAUGGAAUAAGCAAAGAAGUUUUUAUGUGGUCCUUUGGAGGUUUUAAAAUUGCUAGAUAUUUUACUAUAAUCGUGGGUGAUGGUGAUAAUAUUCAGGCUCAAAAAGUUAAUGAAGGUAGCACCGCAGCACGAACAGCUGCUGGUGGGCAUCGUCUGGCAGCUUGGAAUAUUUAUAAACGCGGUGGUGAAGUAACACCUGGUCAAAAAAUCAGUAAACGUGCCAAUUUCAUCGAUAUUAAGAUAGGAGGUUAUCAUGUUCCGGAUGAACUCAAGCAAAUACUUCUUAACCCGGCGUCAAAUCGAACUCAAAUCGACGAAGAAUUGGAUCGCACACAGCGCUGCUUUCAGCGCCCACUAUGCCCAGAUACCUAUCGGGCAUUAUUUAAAACAUUCCUGUGGAUGGAGGAUGUGCAGUGUGAAAUUUCCAUCACCCGAUUUAAUAUGGAUCGUGCUCAUUUUACACGUGAAGACGGCUAUCUUGCCUUGCGUAUAGAAAACAUUGGUGAAGCCAGACCAUCACUGAUCCCUGGUGAUAAAUUAAUUGCAACUACUCCAUGGGUCUCUCAAAAUGAUGUCGGCAAUGGGGCAUUUAUUCACAAAGUCAUGAAACACAAAAUCCUGGUGAAAUUCAGUGAACAUUUCCACGAGAAAUACAACGGCGAAGAUUACAAGCUGAUUUUUCAGCCUACAAGAGGCGCAUUCCAAAAGCAGCAUCAUGCCAUAAUGUGCGUGACAAGUGCGCUGGGCACUGACUAUCUGUUUCCAACAAAAACUAAUAUUCGCGAACCAUGGAUCGACCUAAAACUCAACGAGAAAUGCAACUUAGCUACUAAUGAGUUCAACAACGAAUUCCAGUGGUUCAAUCCAUUAUUGAAUGAAAUUCAAAAAGAAGCCAUCAAAAACAUUCUGCGGUCUGAAUCGAGACCACUACCAUAUGUUAUUUUUGGUCCACCAGGAACUGGUAAAACAAUGACCAUUAUAGAAUUGAUCCAUCAAAUUGUUAAACUGUCAGCCGACAGUCGCAUCAUGGUUGGAACACCUUCCAACAGUUCAGCUAAUUUGAUUACCGAAAGAUUAAUUGAAAGUAAAGUGCUCCGUCCGGGUGAAUUUAUUCGGAUUGUGGGAUUAAACUAUGUGGAACAAGAGCUAGUUCCAGAACACCUGGCGCCAUACUGCGGAACAGUUGAUAUUGCUUCCGAAAGAACGGUAAAGGAUGAAGUCAUUAUAACCGAAUCUGGGCUAAAGCACAAGCUACAAUUAAAACAUUUGGGGCGACAUCGCAUAACAAUCGGAACAUGUGUUACCCUAGGCACGAUGAUGCAAAUUCGGUUUCCAAGAAAUCACUUUACCCACGUCAUAAUAGAUGAAGCAGGUCAGUGUUUGGAGACAGAAACACUUAUUCCAAUGACAUUCAUCAACAAGGUUUGUGGCACGGUUGUUCUCGCAGGUGAUCCAAUGCAGCUUGGACCUGUGGUCAUGAGUCCUCAUGCAUCCGACCGAGGUUUCAAUACAUCUCUGUUAGUUCGUUUAAUGGAAACUCCUCUAUAUAAAUCAGAUAAAGUUCGGUUUCCCGACACUGGUGGAUUUAAUCCAAGACUGGUGACUAAACUUCGUUAUAACUACCGAUCAAUACCCUGCAUCUUAGACCUCUACAGCGAACUAUUUUAUGAAUCUUCUCUUGUCUCGUGUAUCGCUGCAGAAGGCAGCAUGGAAGCAAAGUUCCUUGAAUCAGUCUACGAUAUUCUGCCAGUUAAAUGUAAUCAACGACCUCACUACGGGUUUGUGUUCUGGGGCGUGAAUGGAGUCAACAAGCAAACACCAGAAAGUCCUUCGUGGUUUAAUCCGGCAGAGGCGAAAAGUGUUUUUAAUUUUCUUUUAAAGUUGUACAAAAAAGGUAUACGGCCAGAAGAUAUUGGAAUCAUAACACCCUACCAACAGCAAGCAAAAACGAUUCGACGUAUCUUGGACGAAAGCAAUCUUCAGCGCCCAAAAAUAGGAAGUGUCGAAGAGUUUCAAGGUCAGGAACGGCUGGUUAUACUCAUCUCAACUGUCCGAACUUCAAAAUCACAACUGUUAAGCGACCAGCAACAUGCCCUAGGUUUUGUAGCCAGCCCGAAGAGGUUAAAUGUGGCUAUUUCUCGAGCCAAAUCGCUGCUCGUAAUUUUUGGCAGCCCACAUUUGCUAUCGGCCGAUAAACAGUGGCUUAAACUGUUGAACAAAUCAAUUAAUAACGAUACUUACUGCGGAUGUGACCUCCCGGAUCACAUCACUCCAGUAAACGGCUCGAACGGGCACCAUAAUGAUGAAAUAUAGUUUUUUUUAUUCAAAUUGAAAACUUUGUAUGCGCAUAUAGAUGUCAUGAUUAAAAAUCUACGUAUUAGGUAUUAGGAAAAUCA